GUCAGUGGUCAGUGGAGACAUACAGGUGUAAAAUACCUGGCUCUACAUACACGGGUGUACAAAGUCAAGGUGCAACAUCAAGUCGGUCCGUUACAUACGCAGGGCAUAUGAGGCCGCCUAUAGCUGCAGCGACUCAGUGUAGGGUGGAAAAGCCGGGCGUACUCAGGGUGCAUCGGCAUUCUUUUCCAGGUGAAAAUCUGCCCUGUCACUCUCGGACUUGUUGUCGAGGUAGCCUAUUAAGACGAUAGCGACUCGUGUCUCACGCAAACUGUGGAGCUCAUAUUGCAAACAUGCUGGUCUAUAUACUACACCAUACUGAGGCAUGAAUAAUAGGGUCCUGUCUCUUUCAGUAUGCCUAAAUCCCAAUCGACCAUGACCGAGACAAUCGCUGCUGAGGAGACAAAGCCUAGGGUGCCGGGGUACUGUUCUUACAGAUGGGCCAUCUCAUUCGUCGGCUUUCUGGGUUUCAUUUUUGUGUACGCGUUUCGGAUAAAUCUCAGUCUGGCCAUCGUAUGUAUGGUGAAGGUGACCAACACUUCUACGGGAACUGGAAGCUGGAGUGAAGCUAUUAAUGGCAGUUUGGUAGAAUACUCAAAUUCCUCGGAAAGCUGCAUAGCGGAAAUGGAAACGCAAACUACUCCAAAUAGAGGGGAGUUUGAUUGGGAUAAGCGGCUUCAGUCCCGGCUCUUGGCAGCAUUUUUCUAUGGUUACAUCGUCACCCCUAUACCAGGUGGCUGGUUAGCACGGAAGGUCGGCUGUCGGAAAGUCCUUGGCGUUGGAAUGUUCCUCUGUAUUCUCUCCACAGUUCUCGUUCCUGUGUGUGCGAGAAUCAACGUCAAUCUCGUGUUUUUCUUGCGGAUUGUUGCUGGACUUACUUCAGGGGUUUCUUUUCCUGCCAUGCACUGUCUGUGGGGUCGCUGGGCUCCGCCGUUAGAGAGAAGCAAGCUGAUGGCUCUGUGUUAUUCAGGUUCGUCUCUGGGGAAUAUCUUAACCUUGGCUUUCUCAGGCUUGCUGUGUGCAAAUGGGUUCGAUAAUGGAUGGGGAUCAAUCUUCUACAUAUUUGGUGCGGCAUCCUUAAUAUGGUUAUUCCUCUGGAUCUACUUAGUUUAUGACACGCCUCGGGAUCAUCCGAGAAUAAGCGAGAUAGAGCGUGAUUACAUCGAGGAAGCGAUUGGCGAUAAUGCGGCCAUUAGUGACCGUCGGCGCCGCACUCCGUGGCUAGCCAUGUUGAAGUCGCCAGCACUCUGGGCCUGUGUGACAGCUCACUUCUGUAAUAACUGGACUAACUACACCUUGCUCACCGCCCUGCCCACCUACAUGAAGGAGGUGCUCAAGUUUGAUAUAAAACAGAAUGGCUUCCUUUCCGCCGUGCCUUAUGUUUGUCAAUUCAUAUCUUCGGUACUUUCCGGACAAGUUGCCGAUUUUCUCCGAGAACAGAAAAUUCUCACGACGAGGUCAACUAGACGAGUUAUGCAAGUCACAGCUUUCGUUGGCGCAGCUGUUUUCUUAGUAGCCACUGGAUUUGUGCAGUGUGAAAACCGUAUGUUGGCUGUUGUCUUCCUCUCAUUGGCUGUUACCUUCAAGGGGCUCGAAAGGGGUGGAUACAUGGCAAAUCAUGUCGACUUUGGACCAAGAUUCGCUGGAGAGUUGUACGGUAUCACUAACACAGUGGCGACAAUCCCGGGUAUGGUCACACCCUUAGUGAGUGGAGCGCUUACUCCAAACAAAACUCAAGAAGAAUGGCAGCUGGUGUUCUUUCUGUGCGCAGGCGUGGCGAUGCUUGGUGCUUUGGUAUUCGGGACUCUUGUCCGAGGAAAUGUCCAAGAAUGGGCACUGCUCACAAAACCUACGGAUACAGAACUACAUUUGAACGCCAAAGACUCUGAAGCGCUGACAAACGGACAUGAUAGCUGUAAUAAUAAAAAGAACUUUGUUUAA
Messenger RNA from Liolophura sinensis, 1938 nucleotides. Its product is annotated as sialin-like. Gene Ontology annotation, cellular component: membrane. The record is from RefSeq and is a predicted model, not a curated record. Gene Ontology annotation, molecular function: transmembrane transporter activity. The coding region runs from base 352 to 1938 and encodes 528 amino acids. Lineage: Eukaryota; Metazoa; Mollusca; Polyplacophora; Chitonida; Chitonidae. The transcript has 11 exons. Gene Ontology annotation, biological process: transmembrane transport; monoatomic anion transport.